Molecule: messenger RNA, 2863 nt
Organism: Dermacentor andersoni
Lineage: Eukaryota; Metazoa; Arthropoda; Arachnida; Ixodida; Ixodidae
Molecular function (GO): nucleic acid binding; zinc ion binding
Source: RefSeq, a predicted model, not a curated record
UUCAACGCCAGAGAUGCACCGCCGGCAUUUUAAUGCACCUACGUUCGGGUAAUGUCAAGAAGAGCGCGGUUGAAAAUCAUACUCGCAAAUCCACUAGUACGAUGCCGGAUAAGAAGGACCAGGGUGCGCCCGCACAAGAUAUGUGCAGCAUUAUUGCCCAGCUGACCGCGCUGCUCGAGCAUCAGACAAACAUAACUCCAGCAGCCAGUUUCCAUUUGCAGCUCGCUGUGCCUACAUAUGAAGGGCACACAGAUACGAAAUCGGUGGCGGACUUCCUUCAGGAAAUGGAAGAUUACCGCAAUGCGCAAGCCAUUACGGAUGACGUUCUUCUUCAGCGCGUUUUGCCCGUCGCCCUGACUGGGUCCGCCGCCCGCUGGCGUCGUCGCCAGUCAUUCCAGAGUUGGGCGCACUUUGAGCAGCUUCUGCGAGCAGAAUUCCUGCCCCCCGACUACGUUGUCCGCAUAAACGACGAGCUUCGCGCCCGUAGUCAGGCGGAGGGGGAAAGCCUCCAAGAAUACAUACGGUCCUUUCAGGAGCUUUACGAGCGCGCAGACCCUUCAGCACCUGAAACAGAAAGAGUCACCCGGGCAAUCCGGCAAUCUCACCCACGCUUCCAGGCUUAUCUAAGGGGCCGCACCUUCUCUUCACUUGACGAUCUCGCCCAAGCGGCGUCCGAUAUUCAGGCGGCGAUGUUGGCAGAGCUAACUUACCAGCCUCCACCCCCGCCUCAAGCCUCCCUAGAACCGUCUUGCGCGUGGCGCGGUUCUGCAUUUGCAAGCCCGGGGGAUAUCGUACCGCCUCCAAGGGCGCUGGAUCCAUUUAUUCACCGCACCCUUGCCACCCAGGUACCUUUCCGGCCUCCGGUCCGGGAACCUGCAACAACGUUGCGAGGCACUCGGGGCCGCAGCAGGCCUGUAGCGGCUGCCGCCCAAUCAGGCGCAGAAGAUACACGCAGGAACAUUCCAGUCUGCUUCCAGUGUGGGGGACGAGGCCACUACAAGAGCCAGUGCCCGAGCCCACCUGGCUCCCGCCAGCAGGGAAACGACGAGGGCCGGCGGUGGCUCCGGGACGCCCUCUCCGGCAGCAGCCGACCCUCACGCGGUGUUACUCGCAACAUCGAAGCAUCUUGCAGCGGCUGUCAAGCACCGAGCGGGGGCAGGCGUUUCCAAGACUACGAAAAGCCGGGUGUUUUGGUCGUCUCACCAUCCUGCUGUCACGGCGCUGAGCCGCGGACAACCUCGGCAGCGGAGCGGGGGACAGAAACAGCUCCUCACACUCAAAUCACCACCGGCAUCAACGGUAGUAGCUGUACCGGAAAGGUGUCACCCCCCCAGAUCGAAGGCCCAGGAUCUCGGACAAAUGGUGAGGCCUUUGCCGUCCACGUUCAGUCUUCUUGACGACCACCUUGACAAAACACCAUUGGUAGCGGUCAGAAUGGCCGGAAUAGAAGUACCUGCUAUUUUAGACACCGGCUCUGCCGUUUCCGUUUUCGGCGACCGUGUGAGAAGCGCCUGCGAGACGAAACGUCUACAGUUACGAAGUGUAAACACGACCCUUCGCAUGGCAUCCGCUCACGUUGCGUCCGCUACGUCAGCAGCCCGGUUAACGGUUACCAUGAAUGAUAAAAAAUUCCGGCAACGCUUCCUACACCUUCCAGGACUUUCUUGUCCCGUGAUUUUGGGCCGUAACUUCAUAGCCAAAGCAGGAAUCGUUCUCGAUCUGUCUAAAGGCACCUACCAGUAUGGCAUGCAUGCACAUCCACUCAAGUUCAUGAGUAAGCCAAGAGAACCACAGACAAAUCUGUUUUCCACCAAUAUAUCUGCGGUAUCCGAGACUGGUAGUGGUAUUCUCACUGUUCUGAAGUCCUUCACAGGAUCUCCGGCGGAGAAGACCAAAAUCGAGACAGCGCUUAAACCAUUUGCAGAAAUGUUCACGGAAGCUCCUGGCAGCGUUAAUGUGCUGACUCAUAGGAUAGACACCGGAGGCGCCCGCCCAAUUCGUUUCAACCCGCGGCCCCUGAGCAUCCACAAGCGAGCACUUCUUGAUAGUGCGCUAGACGAAAUGAUCGCUACCGGUGCAGUAAGACCGUCUAAGAGCCCCUGGGCAUUCCCAGUUGUACUAGCACCUAAGAAAGAUGGCACGGCGCGGUUGUGUGUCGACUACCGUCGGUUGAACGCUGUCACAGUUCGAGACUCGUACCCCUUCCCAUCAAUCGAUUCAGUGAUGUAUUCGCUUGGGUCCGCAAAGUUCUUCACUACUUUAGACUGCAGCAGGGGCUUCCUGCAAAUUCCGAUCGCCCCCUGCGAUAUUGCAAAGACUGCAUUCACUUGCCAUCGGGGACUGUUCGAAUUUGUCCGAUUGCCUUUCGGUUUGUGCAAUUCACCUGCAACCUUUCAACGUGUAAUAGAUAUUGUGCUUCAAGACGCCAAGUUCAAUUACGCAAUGGCUUACAUGGAUGACGUGGUAGUGUUCUCGAAUACCCUGGAGGAGCAUCUCCUUCACCUAACCACCGUCUUAAAACGAAUGCAGGCUGCAGGCAUCACCAUUAACCCCCGGAAAGUUCAACUGGUUUCGCCCAGAAUCAACCUCCUAGGUUUCAUCGUCGAGCAAGGCACAUUCCGACCUGACGAGGAGAAACUCCGGGCUAUACUGCAGCUUCCACCACCAACCGACGUCAAGAGCCUGCAGCGGUAUUUGGGCAUGGUGGGCUUCUACCGCCACUUUAUCCCCAACUGCGCUGACCUGGCAAGACCUCUCCACCAGCUCCUACGGAAAGGUGCCAGUUGGCACUGGACUGACGUGGAGCAGGGAUCAUUUCGGGCUCUGUCAUCGGCUAUCGCCGAUACCGCACGUCUGCUGCUUC